Verruconis gallopava is the source of this 2228-nucleotide messenger RNA. RefSeq lists its product as uncharacterized. The coding region runs from base 1 to 2154 and encodes 717 amino acids. NCBI's taxonomy places the organism in Eukaryota, Fungi, Ascomycota, Dothideomycetes, Venturiales, Sympoventuriaceae. The record is from RefSeq and is a predicted model, not a curated record. The transcript is spliced from 2 exons.
AUGUACUCGUCGCAAAGUCAAGUGCUCAAAAACAGUACCAUAGGCGAGCAGGAUUCCUGUUCGUCCGAGCUUACCACGCCGCUGCGGUCCCAGUCCCAGCGUGCACAUCCCAUCGACACGCCUCGUGCAACGGCAGCCGACCAGCAAGAAGUGAACGCUCUUCGCUCGCGGAUAUUCGAGUUAGAGUCGGAGCUUCAACAUAGGCGACUGUCAUCCGAAGACAAUCGAGGAGAUUCCCGACAACAGCCAACUCCGGAUAGAGUGGAAGCCAAUGCCAACUCAUUUGCAUAUGGCCAAACUCCUGCCUCUGAGAGAGUGGAAGAGGAGAGGCAGCAGGACGACCCUUCCGACCCAGUCAUAAAAGACGCAGCGUCGAUCCUUGAGUUUUUGGCAUGGGGGAGGAGGAAGAAUCCGGACUACAACUCGGUGAUAUCUCCAGAGGCGAGCGCGGACGUUGGACCCUCAUCUCGGGAUAUUGGCGAUACUCAGCCCGCGUCUUCAUUGCCAUCUGACAACGACAACGAAGCACAGCUGGCAGUCUUGCAACUGUUGCUCCCAGAAAAGAAGCAGGUCUUGGAGCUUGUCCGCUACCACGAAGAGAAACUCCUCUGGUACCACUGCUCCUAUUUCGCUCCGACGUUUCGAAAUCAGGUGAACGUGUUCUACGAUCGCUUCGAUGGCAGCGUUCAGAGCCCGGGACUCAACCUGCAGUGGCUUGCCCUGUUCUUUGCAGUGAUUACCGGCAGCAUAACUUGCGCAUCGAGCCAGCAGACGGCGACAUGGGGCUUCCGGCUCCGCGAGAGGGAAACUCUUUCUAAGAGGUGGUUUCGUGCUGUAUAUACGUGCUUAAAUGCGGCUGAAUAUGCGGCAAACCAAUCUGUGCUGUCUGUCCAAGCCGUUUCUACACUGACCAUUUCUGCCCACCUACUCGGCUUCUCGAACACGCACUCGACACAUCUUGCCACUGUUAUUCGUAUAGCCCAAGGUCUUGGCCUGCAUCGCAUCACAGAUCAGUCUCCCGGAUCUGCGGUGGAUAAGGAGUGCGGACGUCGGCUGUGGUCUCAGCUCUGCUGUCAGGACUGGUUCAGCAUUCCAUUCUCCGAUACCUAUCUUAUCAAUCCUUCUUACUCGAUCUCGGAUCCUCCGAUGAACUGUCACGAUAAGGACAUGAUUCAGCUUCCAGAAUCUGAGCCCACAAUCACCACCUACUGCCGACUUCUGACUCGCAUCGCCUCUAUCAUGCCUCAGCUGCAAGAUGAUCUUACUUCGUGCAACACGCCGUUUACGAAGUAUGAACAAAUAAUAAAGUGGGACAAGCAGAUGCGAAUCUUCUCAACUGAAAGACCGGCCUUUCUCCAAAAUGUUCCGAUCGACCCUGGGUGGCCCUGUUACAUUCCUUGGGCGAGGCGAUCACUUGCUAUAACUUCCGCUCACAAGAUCAUCAUGAUUCACCGGUCAUUCCUCUCCGACAGUUUCACGAACUCCGCGUUUUCGUUCACGCGCAGAACAUGCCUAGCAGCAGCAAAAACCAUCAUCAAGGAAUACAAAUUAGCCGUCAAUGAAGACGAGCCAACAUUUUGGGUACAUCAGGCGUUCUCUGUUGCCGCGUCAAUAAUCCUCAUCUUGGAUGUAUUACAUCGCAGUCCGGCAGAGUUUGAAUACGCCGAACACAAGCAACUUGCUGAAGAUACCGUGGCGAUCUUGCGACAAUGUCAGAACAGCAUGAUCGCCACAAGAGGAAUAGAACUCCUAUCUGCACUUUUCGACGAGAUUCCUAACGUAGGUGAUAGCUCGAACAGUCGCAAGCGGCGACACGAAGAUUCCCAAUCACAACUUGACGCUGUUGAAGACUUCAGGAAACGUGGCCGGCGUUUCAGCGUUUCUACAUUUAUCAAAACGUUUUGCAAUGGAAAGAGACAGAAUUAUUUGACGGCUCUCAGUAACACCCCUAAAGACUAUUCAGGUUAUCUUUCGGCCUCUGCUAACUCAGAAGUGGCACUUAUGGCGUCAGAAAUGGGCUUGAUUACGGCUGGCUCCCUUGAUUUACGCCCAGGCCAGCAUCCGGCUAACGACGCUUCAUUUUUUCCACCCGGUCUCGAAGCAGCUACAGCCUUUGAUAAUCUGCUGUUCUUAGCUAAUCAUGACUUUUCAUGAGAACACCAAUGACAAGAUAUCAAGAUUAACUCUCCGACGUGAUGAAUACCAUCAUUGAUGCGUUGCCAAAACGU